AGCGCGGGGGGUUCGUCGUGUGGAUUACAUGUUCUUUCUCCUAUGUCGACAGGCCUCUUUAAGAGAGCUAUACCGAUGAGUGGGGUGCCAUUUUGUGACUGGAGCCAGGCGUUUGAGGCCCGGAAAAGGGCGUUUCUACUUGGUAAACAAUUAGGCUUAGACACUCAUGAUCCAAAUGAACUCCUAGAAUAUCUCCAAUCGCUACCAGUUGAAAAGUUAAUUAGCCUCAGUCCUUGCUUAAUGGCUUCAGAGGAAAUUACAAGCAACAGGCUUAAGAUGUAUUUCUUCACGCCUGUCGUGGAAAAAGACUUUGGUCAAGACCAUUUUAUCACACAAGAGCCAUUUGAUAUAUUGAAAAGCGGCAAAAUCAACGACGUUGACAUUUUAAUUGGUUACACGAGUCUGGAGGCUUUGAUAGCUAUACUAUUUUUUGAGCAAGGACUUCUACAACAAUACAACAGAUAUCCAGAAUUACUAGUGCCGACCGAAAUAUUGAAUAAAUGUCCGCCUCGGAAAAUCCUAGAACUUUCAGACAGGAUCCGAGAAUACUACUUUGGCAAUAAAUAUCUAACCAUCGAGAUUAUGAAGGAGUUCCUUGUCUAUGCUAGUGAAAUUGCCUUUAAUAUUGACAUCUAUAGAUAUUUAACUUUACUCAAAGAUGUUGCGAAAUCGAAAAAGUAUUUUUAUAGAUUUUCAUCUUUCUCAGAGCUUAAUAUUACAGGCGUUAUGGGAAAAAAGUAUGGGAUUGAACAAACAUCGCAUGAUGAUGAUUUGAUGUAUUUGUUUCACGCAUAAGAGCCUAAUUUAAAGGUGGAGAAGAAUAGUAAGGAAGGAAAAAUGGUGAGAUUGGCAUGCACCUUGUUUACCAACUUUGCCAAAUAUGGGAACCCUACACCAGAUUCUUCCUUAGGGAUAUCUUGGCCGGAGUAUGACGACAAAGAGUACUACGCCGAUAUAUCCGAGACCUUGACAAUUGGACAGAAGUUGGAUGCUGAGUGUAUGGUGUUUUGGAAGUCUGUCUACGACGAUGCAGGGCUACAAUUCGUUUAG
Messenger RNA from Ostrinia furnacalis (Asian corn borer), 1050 nucleotides. RefSeq names its product carboxylesterase 4A-like. The coding region runs from base 838 to 1050 and encodes 70 amino acids. The transcript has 2 exons. Lineage: Eukaryota; Metazoa; Arthropoda; Insecta; Lepidoptera; Crambidae. The record is from RefSeq and is a predicted model, not a curated record.